Molecule: messenger RNA, 735 nt
Organism: Rotaria socialis
Lineage: Eukaryota; Metazoa; Rotifera; Eurotatoria; Philodinida; Philodinidae
Source: the annotation of a GenBank genome assembly
AUGUCUCGUAUAAGACAAGAGCAGAUGUCAUGGACAUCAAUAGCAAAAUCUGAUGCUGAUGGUAUUGAACAAUUCAAAUUUAUUGAUUCAUUAUCGAUCAAUCAUGGAUUCUCUUUAAAGCAAGUAUUGACCGGCUUUCCUGUGCGACCCAAAUACGGUAUAUUUAACAAUCAAGGCGAGCAACUUUUUUAUGCUUUUGAAGAAUCAAAUUUAUUUGAUCAAGUUUGUUGUACAAAUGAGCGAAAAUUUACUAUGCAUGUUGUUGAUAAUCAAAGUCGCGAACUCAUUAGAGUUCAUCGUGAACGACAAAGUUGCUCUGGAUGCUGCUGUCUUGCUAACUGUGAAAAUUGUAAACAACAUGUUACCGUCGAAUCACCACCAGGACAUAUUCUUGGCGCUGUUGAGCAAGAAUUCAGUUUUUCCGGUAUGAAAUAUGUUCUUAAAGAUGCCAAUGAUACACCGAUGUUAUUUAUAAUGGGACCAUGCUGUAUUUGUGAUGGUACUCAUUCGUGUGGUUGCGAAAAUAAAUACGCAUUGUUGGGUACUGAUCGAAUAACCGAAAUUGGAUCAAUUGAUAAGCAAUAUUUCAAUAGUGUACGAGUGUCAACAGCAAAUUCUGUGGCUUUUACAUUGAACUUUCCAUUGAACCUCGAUGUUCGAAUGAAAGUUGUUGCGCUUGCUGCUCUAUUUCUUAUUGACAUUGGAAACUACAGUAUGAUUCGUUUACGCAGCUAA